UUGAGUUCGCAAAGGAAUCAGACUUCGACUCGGUUGAAGCCAAAUUAGCGCCCUACCUUCCCCGCUUCCGUCAUCAUUUUCUGUACAUAAAUCAUGUCCACUUUUGCGAAAUCCUCCUUCGAUGCAGCAGUCUACGCUGCAUCUAGACCAACAUAUCCCAAAGCUCUAUUUCAAUUGAUCUUCAAUUAUCACGAAAAAGGCGCUGCGGCAUUCCCUGGAAAUUCCUCUGCUUCCACCACGAAUCAAGGACCACAAUCAUCAACGCUUCGCCCUCGAUGGAACACCGCUAUAGACUUGGGCUGUGGAACGGGCCAGGCGACGACGGAGCUAAGUCCGUUCAAAACAGUAAUUGGUGUGGAGCCGAGUAAGGGAAUGGUACAGAAGGCAAGGGAACAGAUUGAGAAAGCUCUUGGCAGUGAGAAAACAUCACAAUUCUCCUUCGUUCAAUCUUCAGCCGAGAAGCUUGAUUUCUUGGAGAAUGAGAGUGUUGAUUUGGUCAUCUCUGCACAAGCUGCCCAUUGGUUUGAUUGGAACAAACAAUGGCCGGAAAUUGCUCGUGUACUACGUCCCGGCGGAACCGUUGCCUUCUGGACCUACUCGGAAUUUCGCCUUCCUAAAUACCCUUCUUUAACACCGCUGAUUACACACUACCUCCAAGGCAAAAACCCAGACACUUCUUUGGGCCCUUACUGGGAAAGACCUGGCCGAACUAUACUUGAACGCCAUCUCGUGGAUGUACCUGAGCCCAAAAAAGUUCUUGGAGAGUCAGUGACACUGACUGACACCGACCGAGUGUAUUUCUCUGGUCCAUACCAUGAUACUUCCCCAACCACCUCUCCAUCUCCAAACGCACCAAUUACUCUCCCGAUAAUUCUCCGCUCUCAAUCAACGUGGAAUGGUCUUCUUGGGUAUUUUCAUACAUUCAGCUCGCUACAUAACUAUCUCGAAAAACAUCCCGAUGAUGCACUGAAACACGGAGGGAAGACGAUAGCGGAAAGGACGUGGGCAGAACUUAUGGAGGGGGCAGAGAAGGAAGAGAGGGAAAAUAAGGAGUUGGAGGAGCAAGCGGGGGAGGUAAGAGUGAGAGGAGAAGAUGAGCUGAUUGUGGAGUGGCCGGUGGCUAUGGUGCUUGCAAAGAAGUUAUAGUUUGUUUCAUCAGUAAAGUUUUCUACUCAAAUAAUCCCUCACUCACUACCUAUGUAUAUCAGUCUGCCCUUGCGUGAGAAGCAGCAAUAAACACAGCGAUGGCUUUUCGGAAUCCGGAUCCUAGAUACGAUGCUAAAUGUACUGUCCACAAGCUAAAACGUGACGGAAAGCUGCUGAAAGGG
This is a messenger RNA of Lentinula edodes (shiitake mushroom), 1328 nucleotides long. Its product is annotated as S-adenosyl-L-methionine-dependent methyltransferase. The transcript is spliced from 5 exons. The record is from RefSeq and is a predicted model, not a curated record. Lineage: Eukaryota; Fungi; Basidiomycota; Agaricomycetes; Agaricales; Omphalotaceae. The coding region runs from base 94 to 1146 and encodes 350 amino acids. Gene Ontology annotation, molecular function: S-adenosylmethionine-dependent methyltransferase activity.